AUGGAUUAUAGUGUUCGUAAGUUGGAAAAACCGAAUGAGGCUGACAGCUUAUACUUCGAAGAAGAGCAGCCUCUCGGAUCAUGGGAACAACAGUUCGUCUUUGGAGAUGACUUCAACAAUUGUGUACCAAGUCUAUUUGGAUGUGAACAAUAUUUACUACCGUAUCAAAAUAGCUAUACUUCCAACUAUGAACUAGCUGAUUUCGAAGAAAUUUCUGGUGAAUUUGACUUGUGGGAUUCGUCAAACCUACAAUCUCUUUACACUGAACUAUGUGUUGACGCUGAGCCUUUGAAGACAGCUAUGGCUGAUUCUCAUGCCCAUCAAAGUGAAAAUGUUUUGAGUGAAGCCAUGAAUGUGGGUUAUGGGAAAGAAUUAACAGUUUCAGACAGAAACAAUGGGAUGAAAAUGAAAAGUGUCGGAAGAUACAAAUCUUGUGCACUGGAAUUGGAUGAGAUUCAGAAAUACUUUGAUGUUCCAAUAACUAAAGCUGCCAAGGAAUUGAAUGUCAGUUUGUACGUCUUAAAGAAACGAUGCAGAGAACUGAACAUCUUGCGAUGGCCUCAUAAAAAGAUAAAGGGCAUAAAGUGCCUCAUCGAUAAUGUUAAGUUUGUUGUUGUUAGAUUUAUGUCAACGGAACUGGGCUUGACGAAUGAGAUUGAAAUCCUGGAGGAACAUAAAAGGAUGCUAGAGACGCUGUCUGAAACGGAACUAACUGAAAGAACAAAGAAACUGAGGCAAGCUUGCUACAAGGCCAAGUUCAAGAAGAGAAGGUCCAUGAAGCCUUCUUUUGCUUGA
Messenger RNA from Olea europaea var. sylvestris, 795 nucleotides. RefSeq names its product protein RKD3-like. Bases 1 to 795 code for a protein of 264 amino acids. The record is from RefSeq and is a predicted model, not a curated record. Gene Ontology annotation, molecular function: DNA-binding transcription factor activity. NCBI's taxonomy places the organism in Eukaryota, Viridiplantae, Streptophyta, Magnoliopsida, Lamiales, Oleaceae. The transcript has 4 exons.